Messenger RNA from Cheilinus undulatus (humphead wrasse), 558 nucleotides. It is a transcript of the gene plekhb1, whose product is annotated as pleckstrin homology domain containing B1. Gene Ontology annotation, biological process: regulation of cell differentiation. Lineage: Eukaryota; Metazoa; Chordata; Actinopteri; Labriformes; Labridae. Gene Ontology annotation, cellular component: membrane. Bases 1 to 558 code for a protein of 185 amino acids. The record is from RefSeq and is a predicted model, not a curated record. The transcript is spliced from 6 exons.
AUGGCGCUCCUGAAGUCAGGCUGGCUGUGGAGACAGACUUCUGUCCUAAAACGCUGGAAGUUAAACUGGUGUGACCUCUGGAUAGACGGGAGUCUGUGCUUUUACAAAUCUGAAAACAGACGAGAUCUGGAGCAGCGCAUCAGCCUCAAGAUAACGUGUGUGGACGUACGAUCAGGACUGGAAUGUGGAGAUGUGAAUCCACCAGAGAGCAACCCCAAAGAAAAUCGCAUCGUGAUUCAGCUCAGAGACGGCUCCAAUGUGAACCUGUGUGCCAACAGCGAGGAUGAAUCCAUAGCCUGGAAACUGUCUCUGCUCGAGACCAAGAGAAACCCGGUGUUCACAUAUGACCCCUACGAUGACUCCUACCAGGAAAUCCCCAUCAACAGAUACCAGACUGUCUACAUCACUCCUGGACUCGGACCAGGAACCCACCAGGUGAUCGUUCAGAGGGACCCGUUUGAUGGCGUGAUGGAGAACCUGGCCCUGGGAUUACUGGCAGGUGUUGCAGCAGGGACAGCCAUGAGAUCCUUCCUGUGGAUGCCCUUCUUCUUCUGCUGA